This is a messenger RNA of Cryptomeria japonica (Japanese cedar), 1813 nucleotides long. Its product is annotated as cytochrome P450 CYP82D47. The coding region runs from base 61 to 1578 and encodes 505 amino acids. The record is from RefSeq and is a predicted model, not a curated record. Gene Ontology annotation, molecular function: monooxygenase activity; heme binding; iron ion binding. NCBI's taxonomy places the organism in Eukaryota, Viridiplantae, Streptophyta, Pinopsida, Cupressales, Cupressaceae. The transcript has 2 exons.
UGGUGAGGCAAGGCAAGAGAGACUGAGAACGUAAUAGAUCAGAGAUCUCGGCGUUGAGUUAUGGAAUUUGAAGAACUUACAGUCUUAGCUCUAGCCCUGACUAUCUUAUUUCUAAUUGCAAAUCAGUUGAGAAAUAGAAAUAAUAAGCAAUUUAAGCCACCUCAGCCCCCAUCAUGGCCCAUAAUUGGGCAUCUCCAUCUGUUCAACAAGAAUCGCCAACUUCACAGAGUUCUCUGCUCAUUAUCCCAUCAUCAUGGCCCCAUCAUGCUUCUGCAACUGGGCUGCAGACCUGUUUUAGUUAUCUCUUCUUCACAGCUAGCAAAAGAAUGCCUUUCUGUUAAUGACAGAGUGUUUGCAUCAAGGCCCAGUCUUUUAGCUGCAAAACAUAUGGGCUAUGACUCCAAGAUCCUUGCAUGGCUUCCCUACUGUAAUUACUGGCGAGAUCUUCGAAAGAUUUGCACUCUGCAACUCUUCACAGGGCACCGGAUCGAGUCCCUCAGACAUGUCCGAGUGGAUGAAGUUUCGAAUUUCAUUCGUUCUUUGUUUGAAAGUUCAGGGCAGCAGGUGAACAUGAAGUCCAGGCUCGGUGAACUGGCUUUUAACAUUAUAUUGUUCAUGGUGGCCAGCAAAAAAAUCACGAGGUUUGUUAAGUCAGAGGAGUUUCGGAAGUUUAGGAAGAUCAUAGACGAGGCUUUUUUGCUUGCUGGGACUUUCAAUGUUGGUGAUUAUCUUCCGUUUCUGCAAUGGGUUGAUGUCCAUGGCCUGAAAGCUGCCAUGAAAGAGCUGCAGAAGAAAAGAGAUGAUUUUAUGCAGAAGCUGGUUAAAGCUCAUCGUCAGAGGCAACAGGAUCAUGGUGUGCAACAGCCCCAAGAUCUUAUUGACGUUCUCAUCUCUGCAACUGACAACCAUGAAAUUCUCUCUGACAGUAGCGAUACUGUUGUCAAGGCCACUGCCACUGCCAUGCUAAGUGCAGGUACGGACACAACGGCUGUGACCAUCGAAUGGGCAAUGGCGGCGCUGUUGAAGCACCCACACAUUUUGAAGAAAGCCCAGCAAGAACUGGACACUCAUAUUGGACGGGACCGAGUAGUAGAGGAAUCAGAUCUGCACAAGCUGAAAUAUUUGGAAGCAAUUGUGAAAGAAACUCUUCGCCUAUAUCCUGCUGCACCAGUUCUAAUUCCUCAUGAAUCCACUGAGUCAUGCAGUGUGGGAGGAUAUGAAAUCCCAGCUGGAGCACGACUUAUUGUAAAUGUAUGGGCAAUUCACAGAGAUCCAGCAGUGUGGGAAAGACCAACAGAGUUCGAUCCUGAAAGGUUUUUGCAGAAGGGAAGAGAGAUCGAUGUAAAAGGUCACAACUUUGAACUGAUUCCGUUUGGUUCAGGGAGAAGAAUGUGCCCGGGCAUAUCUCUUGCAUUGUGUUUGGUGUCUUAUACAUUGGCCCGUUUGUUGCAGAGCUUUGAGUGGAGUGUUCCAGAGGGGAUGACGAUUGAUAUGAGUGAGGGAUUGGGACUCACAAUGCCCAAGGCUGUUCCAUUACAGGCCAUUAUCAAACCUCGUCUUCCACCUCAUUUCUAUUGAUUUCAAGGAGUUUCUUUAGAAUAAGUGGUAUAAAAUGUCUCUGGAAAUAUCUCCAAAUGUUCAAGGAUUUCCCUGGUCCUCUGAACAUAUAUAUAUAUAUAUAUAGCUUACAUAUUGAAUUGUGGGGAGAUGAAAUGUUCUUUAUUUCAUAAAAUAUUUUUAAGGUGUAGGUCUUUGGUUCAUAUAUAGAAUUUUAUUAUGUAUUUUUCAAUGUUCAAGGAUAUAUUUUUGUUGU